AUGUUGCCACCACUUGAUCUAAGUCUAUAUCUUAUUAUUCCCUUGUUUGUGUUUCUUUUCAUCCGAACCCUAAAGAAAAAAUCCCUUAAAUCACUACCUGGUCCUAAAGGCCUUCCCAUAAUAGGGAACCUUCAUCAAUUAGAUAAUUUAAUCCUUUACAAGCAACUAUCUCAACUCUCUAAGAAACAUGGCCCUAUAUUCUCCCUUAAACUAGGGUUAAGGCGUGCCAUUGUUGUUUCCUCAUCAAAACUAGCCAAAGAGACACUAAAAAACCAUGACAUUGUUUUCUCCGGAAGGCCUAAGUUACUAGGGCAACAAAAAUUGUCCUACAAUGGCUUAGAUAUUGCGUUAUCCCAAUAUGGUGAUCAUUGGAGAGAAGUUAGAAAGAUUGGUGUUACCCAUGUUCUUAGUGCUAGGCGUGUAUCAAGCUUUUCCUCAAUAAGAAAUUUUGAGAUACAAAAAAUGAUAGAAAAAAUAUCUACUCAUGCUUCAUCAUCAUCAUCUUCAAAAGUUGUAAACUUGAGUGACAUGUUGGUGUCUCUUAAUAGCACUAUUAUAUGUAGGAGUGCUUUUGGGAGAAGGUAUGAUGAUAAUGAAGGAGUUGAGAGGAGUAGGUUCCAUGGUUUGUUCAAUGAGUUACAAGCUGUUGUGGCUGCUAACUUUGUUUCGGAUUAUAUUCCUUUCUUGGGUUGGAUUGAUAGACUCAAUGGAAUGCAUAAACGUCUUGAAAGAAUUUUUAAGGAGAUGGAUAGUUUCUAUCAAGAAGUCAUUGAUGAACACAUGGAUCCCAAUAGAAAGACUUUGAAGGAUAAGGGAGAAGAAGACAUGAUUGAUGUCUUGCUUAAAUUGAAGAAGGAGGGUUCAUUUUCCAUUGACAUCACCUAUGAUCACAUCAAAGCAUUGGUCAUGGAUAUGCUUGUAGCGGCAACAGACACUACUUCAGCUACAACUGUUUGGGCUAUGUUUGCCCUAAUGAAAAACCCAAGAGUUCUAAAGAAAGUUCAAGAAGAAAUUAGAAACCAAGAAAUCAAGAAAGAUUAUUUAGAAGAAGAUGAUAUUCAAAAGUUUACCUAUUUUAAGGCUUUUAUAAAAGAGGUACUUAGGUUGCAUCUUCCAGCACCACUCCUUGUGCCAAGAGAAACAACUCAACAUUGCAUUAUAGAUGGCUAUGAAAUUCCAGCCAAGACAAUAGUUUAUAUAAAUGCAUGGGCUAUACAUAGAGAUCCGGAAAUUUGGAAGGAUCCGGAAGAGUUCUAUCCUGAAAGGUUUCUCGAAAAUCAAUAUGAUAUUGAUUUUCGAGGACAAGAUUUCGAGUUGAUUCCGUUUGGUUCGGGUAGAAGAAUUUGCCCUGGAUUGCAUAUGGCAGUUACAACACUUGAUCUAGUCCUUGCUAAUCUUUUAUAUUCUUUUAACUGGGAAUUGCCUUUGGGAGUGAGAAAGGAAGACAUUGAUACUCAAGUAUUGCCUGGACUUGUUCUACAUAAGAAGAAUCCUCUUUGCCUUGUUGCAAAGAGCCACAUAUAGAAGUCACAUUAUAGAUUUGUAAUUAUAGAUUUGGACUUUGCAU
Molecule: messenger RNA, 1567 nt
Organism: Arachis duranensis
Lineage: Eukaryota; Viridiplantae; Streptophyta; Magnoliopsida; Fabales; Fabaceae
Product: cytochrome P450 83B1-like
Exons: 2
Coding region: 1-1524 (507 amino acids)
Molecular function (GO): iron ion binding; heme binding; monooxygenase activity
Source: RefSeq, a predicted model, not a curated record